AUGCCAUCCACCGCCUGCCUGAUCAACUUGUCUCGCGCGCAAAGCAAGUUGGUCUCGGAGGGCCUCCCAGCUCACCACAGCGACUGGAAGCUCGCCGCCCAGCUCUUCGGGGCCGCCGCCGACCGCGGUAACCUCGAGGCAUCCUUCCAGAUGGCUUGGUUUGCGCUGAUCGGCCAGGAAAUUCCUCAGAGCGAUCACUAUGCCUUCUGGUUCUGGGAGGAAGUCAGUAGCAGGUCCACCGAUCCCGUUCUCAAGCCCAUUGCCACGCACAUGGUCGGGUGGAUGUACUACUUCGGCCGGGGCACACAACAAGAUCAGCAGAAGGGCAUCAAGAUCAUCCGAGAUAAUGAAUCGGAUGGGUUCAAGUUUGGAGAGGCCGAGUGUCUGGCAAGGUGGAAUACGGCCUCAUCUGACUCGCCCGCGUCCUGCAAGUUCUUCUCGCUGUGCCAGCUGGGAUCGGACCGCGAUUGGCUGUGUAAGCAUCUUAUGGGUGUCUGUUUAUCUCUUGGAUUCGGUACCGCAAAAGACGAGAAGAAGGCAGCGGGCAUCUUUGAGCAACUCGCCACCGACGGCCACAGUGAUAGUCAGUACUGGGUUGGCGAGUACCUUUACCGUAGCGGAAAGGUAUCGAGUGACUACAAGAAGGCAUUCGAGUGGUACUACAAGUCAGCCGACCAAGGCAACUCUUACGGCCAGUGGAAGGUUGGUCGCUACUACUGGAACGCAAUUGGGGCUCCUCGGAACAACGCCAAGGCAAUCGAGUGGCUCCGCAAGUCGGCUGAGCAGGGCAAUCGAUAUGGACAGUAUGAUCUCGGCGACUGCUACGAAAGUGGUGAAGGCGUUCCCAAGGACAUUGGUACCGCCAUUUACUGGUAUCGCAAGUCCGCGGACCAAGGUCAUGAAUAUGCCAUUCGUAACCUCAAGGAACUCGGCAAAUGAACCUGAAUUCCGAGGCACUCCCAUGUCCCAUAUCCAAGCACCCAUGUCGCAAUCAUGACCCUGCAAACAGAACGGUCAAGCAAACUGUACCGCGAGCACUCACUCCACACACCACGGUGCCACACAAUUGACUCGCAAGGCGGUUCCGUUGAAGCGGUGGUGAAUGAGUUGUGUCGUAUUGACAUCCAAUACAUUCAAUACAUCCAAUACAUUCAAUUCACCCAAUACAUUCAACACAUACAUCC
This is a messenger RNA of Polychytrium aggregatum, 1184 nucleotides long. RefSeq lists its product as uncharacterized. The coding region runs from base 1 to 939 and encodes 312 amino acids. Lineage: Eukaryota; Fungi; Chytridiomycota; Chytridiomycetes; Polychytriales. Gene Ontology annotation, molecular function: protein binding. The record is from RefSeq and is a predicted model, not a curated record. The transcript is spliced from 2 exons.